Messenger RNA from Pistacia vera, 1866 nucleotides. Its product is annotated as growth-regulating factor 1. The transcript has 4 exons. Gene Ontology annotation, biological process: developmental process; regulation of DNA-templated transcription; DNA-templated transcription. Gene Ontology annotation, molecular function: ATP binding. The coding region runs from base 392 to 1534 and encodes 380 amino acids. Lineage: Eukaryota; Viridiplantae; Streptophyta; Magnoliopsida; Sapindales; Anacardiaceae. Gene Ontology annotation, cellular component: nucleus. The record is from RefSeq and is a predicted model, not a curated record.
ACCAGAAGCUACAGACAGGUGCAGUCAUAAUAUGAGCAGCUAUCUCAUCUGAAUUCUGAAGGGAGAGAGAGAGAGAGAGAGAGAGAAAUGUGCCAACACAGUAAUCAGAACCGUUGGUUUUAUGCAUGUACAGAAGAUUCUGCAGGCCAAUGGUCCCUGAAAUAAAUAUACCUACUCUACUCACACACUAAGGCCUCCCCUAGUAUAGUGUGAGUAAUGACCAGCCCUCAAACAAACACUACAAACACACACCCUGGUUUCCCCAUUUUUCACUGAAAAUAUCUUUUCCUUCUUUCAUUCCCACUAGUUUGUUUUCUUAAAUCUUAACACCAAAGCAAGUUUUUUUUUUUUUUUUCUCUCUAAGUCUUGUUUCAUCCUUCAUUCAUUCACAAUGAGUAUGAGUGGAAGAAACAGGUUUCCCUUCACUGCAUCUCAGUGGCAAGAACUUGAACAUCAAGCUCUAAUCUUUAAGUAUAUGCUCUCAGGCAUCCCUGUCCCUCCUGAUCUCCUCUUCACCAUCAAGAGAAGCUGCUUUGACCCUCCUCUCUCUACCAAGCUUUUCUCUCACCAACAUCAACAUGUUGGGUGGAACUGUUUUCAAAUUGGUUUAGGAAGAAAAAUAGACCCAGAGCCAGGGAGGUGUAGAAGAACUGAUGGAAAGAAAUGGAGGUGCUCAAAAGAAGCAUACCCAGAUUCAAAAUACUGUGAGAGACACAUGCAUAGAGGCAAAAACCGUUCAAGAAAGCCUGUGGAAGUUACUUCAACACCACCUCAAACUAACCCAUCGACACAGACCAUCUCAUCUAUCACCAGAAACUCAUCUCUUGUUAAUCCAUCUUCUGAAACUCUUCACCACCAACCCCAAAUUCACUAUCCUAUUCCUUCUUUUAAUAAUUCCCAUCUCACCACCCAUCCCUUUCUGUAUUCUUCAAAGCCUCCUGCUGUUGGUCUCUCGCCUCAGGAAAGUUUAAACUUGAACUCUGGUAACUUGGUUUUGGAUUCUGGUUCUUUUUCCCAGACUGACUUCAGAAGAAACAGGUAUGUUUAUGAUCUUAAAGAGGAGCAUGUUGAUGAGCAUGCUUUCUUCUCUGAACCAUCAGGAACUAUAAGGAGCUUUUCUGGUUCAUCUAUGGAUGAUUCUUGGCAACUUACUCCAUUGACUAUGAGUUCCUCCUCUUCUUCUUCUUCUAAACAGAGGGGUUGCUCUGGUCUUCAGAGUGAUUACUCUUACUUGCAACUUCAAAGCCUCAGUGAUCACAACCCAAAACAACAACAUAAGCAACAAGAUCAAAACUGCUACGUGUUGGGUAGUGAUAUAAAAUGUGAACUGCCCAUUAGAUUGGAUAGAGAACAUGAAGAAGGACCCCAAAAGACUGUUCACCGAUUCUUUGACGAAUGGCCACCAAAAACCAGAGAUUCAUGGCUUGAUUUAGAUGAUAAAUCAUCAAACAGUUCAUCUGUUUCAACCACCAGGCUCUCAAUUUCCAUUCCUUCCGCACAUGACUUUCCCAUCUUCAAUUCAAGAGCUCCAUGAUGAUGGUUGAAUUAUCGGUGGUGGGCUUGUGUAUUUAAGGCCAACUAUGCACUUUGUGAAGUUUACUCCCUGCUUGAGUUCUAGGGACUGUCGAUGUUAGUUUCUUUUUUAGGCAUUUCUGCUAAAUUUGGUGAAGUUUCAUUAUGUGUUUUUUAAUGAAGGAUCCAAUGUGACAGCUUGGUUGUUUCUGCUCCUUUCUACCUGACUUCAUAAAUAGAUUAUGCUUCAUGAUAGCCAAAAAUCUGUUUAUUGAUGGCUAACAUAACAUAUAUAUUGAUAUAAAUCUUCAGGGAUUCUCAUGUUUGCUUUCAAUGUAUUGUCAAACCCUAAAA